Molecule: messenger RNA, 2068 nt
Organism: Cladophialophora immunda
Lineage: Eukaryota; Fungi; Ascomycota; Eurotiomycetes; Chaetothyriales; Herpotrichiellaceae
Exons: 4
Coding region: 555-1985 (476 amino acids)
Biological process (GO): DNA-templated transcription
Molecular function (GO): zinc ion binding; DNA binding
Source: RefSeq, a predicted model, not a curated record
GCGAUGGUGCUCUGCCGGUUUCUGAGCGCGCUGGGCGGAGUCGGCCUCGUUCAAGCGCUGCUUGUCAAAUCUGUCACAAGAAGAAGGUCAAAUGUGACUUGUCCGAAAGUCAGUUUCCUUGUACGAAUUGCACUGUAGCAAAAUACGUUUGCAAGCCGCACCAAAGGAAACGUAAACAUUAUGUGCUUAGUCCAUCUCCCCCUCCUGCGCAAGGUCGAGAAGAACACACUCAACUUCAGAGGUCCCCGUCGCGCCAGCCUUCUAUACAGCAACCGCCGGCUCAGUCCAGACAAUCUUUGGUGCCUUUAUCGCACUUGAUCCCUGAUAGCACGCUGUCAGACAGCACCGACCUUGAUGACAGUCUCCCAGAUAAGGGAGAAUGUUUCCUUGGUCGUAGCGAGUACCUCGCGCCGGGUAUCCCGUUCAACGAAGCGAAAGCAGACAGCAGUGUACGCAGUUCUCAACUUUCCGAGAUUGACUCAACAAUUCUAUACUUACAAAGAGCAUUUGAUCUGCCCUCAAGGUCUGUGCAAAAUAGCCUCGUCGAUAACUUCAUGACUUUUUGCCUUCCGUGGAUGCCCAUUGUCGAGCGAUCAUGGCUGGAAGAAAAGGACCACUUCAAGCCAUCUCCACUACUUCUGCAAUCAGUUUUCCUCGCCGGUAGCAGGGUGGCCUCUGGUCUUUUACCCAAUAUAUCAUCCGAGGACUUCUAUCGGAGAGCCAAAGCCUUGUUCUACUGUGGCUAUGAAAAGAACAGAAUCAUCAAUAUUGUGUCACUCUGCCUGUUGCACUGGUGGAGCCCCGCAGGCCCUGAAGAGCUCCCAGCGGACAAUAGUGAUUUCUGGUUGAGUAUCGGGGUACGGUAUGCCUAUCAAGUUGGUCUUCACAAGCAGCCAACAGAUGGGAAGCACGCAGCCCUCAAACGCAGGAUAUGGUGGACGCUCGUUGCUAGAGAUUGCAUGAUAUCUGCCUCCCUCGGCCGGCCGCGGACAAUAUGCUUGGAGGAUUGUGAUGUGAGUCCACCUUCUUUGAGAGAUUUCUCUGUUCAGGGUCCUACCAGCCGAUUAUACGUGGCUUAUGUGGGUAUUUGUCAAAUCAUGGGCGACAUUGCGGAACACCGAAUGCGACAGAAGUUAUCUGGCAGUCCUCGUGUUCAGUUUGAAAACGCUCUUUACCGCUGGGUUAAAGAUCUGCCCCCUGAGCUCCGUCUGUUCCAUCACGGAUCAGAACGAACCUUAAGCUCAUACAAUUUCCAAGCUCGACAACUUCUCAUCCACUACUUCGUAAGCUUGGUGAUGUUGUUUGGAAGCUCGGACUCGCAAAGGAAGCACACUGCCACCUGUCUUCUGGCGUCUUCUUUUAUAUGUGGCAUCUUCCAGGACUUCCUGGCUCGAGGAGAGCUACGCUAUCUAAGGGUGAACUUCGCCUUUCUCAGCUUGGCUGCGGGGCUGUCUCAAUUGACGGGGUAUCGAUACUCGGCUUUGCGUAGCUUGGCAGAGCAUGAAAUUGAUGUCAUCAAACUGUCGUUGCAAGAGCUUUCCGUGAAGUGGCGUUCUGCGAAGGGGGCGCUCAAAUCGUUGGUGGACGUCGCCAGCAGCAUGUCGCAACAGCCGCAGUGGCCGGAACCAUGCCCAAAGCUUUCGUCAACCGCCCUUCUCUUCUUCGAAGAUUUUGGCCCCGAAUUGUGCGAAGCAUGGAGCAUACUGGUGGGCCAGGAUCGCCUCUCAAAUUCUCUUCCGACUACCAGCCUGGGGGCUUGCAGAGCAGCGACCGACCACGCCGAACACUUCGAGCCGUCAACGUCAAUAGACCCAACAGUGGUGGUUGAGCCUCCAUCAGUCCCGGACAUGUCGUUCGACUCGCCGUGCGCUUUUGGUCACCAAGGCGUGGAUGGACUUCACGGACAGGUUGCACCAUUCUGGCCUGGAUGGGACUCGAGUGGGACGUGGCUAUUGACUGACUUGAACGAUGAAGGGCUGUGGUGAUCAUGUCCUCGACCAACCAACGACGGAAAUGGGAUCCUGAGAAUUGGCAUUUGCAGCGCCGCAAUAUCUAAGACCGAAAGCUG